UUGUACUGAACGUUAGAAAAAUCACGUGUUGCAAAAACUGUUCGAUUUUAUAUAAAUUUUGAAUUGUUCAACUACUGAUUUUGUUAGUAAUCUACCAUUUUUAUAUUGUAUUUAAAAUUUGUUUAUUUAAAAUGCCAAUAGAUACGGGUUUUUCUACAAAAGCUAUACAUGCUGGUCAAGAUCCAUUGCAAUGGAAUCAUUGUGCAGUAAUACCUCCUAUUGUGAUAUCCACUACUUUUCGUCAGGAUGCACCUGGACAAACUAGAGGCUUUGACUAUGGAAGAAGUGGCAAUCCUACAAGAACUGUCUUAGAAACAUGUUUAGCUGCUCUAGAAGAUGGAAAAUAUGGAUUUGUAUUUUCAUCUGGUUUGGGUGCUACAACAGUAUUAACUUCAUUAUUAAAUGCAGGAGAUCAUAUUAUAUCUGGAGAUGAUAUUUAUGGUGGAACCUACCGUUUUUUUCAAAAGUGUUUAUCUACACAAAAUAUUCCAAUCACAUUUGUUGAUAUGGUAGAUGUUAACAAUAUUAUAACCAAUAUAAAACCAAACACAAAGAUGAUUUGGUUAGAGACACCAACUAAUCCUUUACUUAAAUUAGUUGAUAUUCAGGCUGUUACUCAAUCAGUAAAACAAAAAAAUCCUGAAAUUAUUGUGGUAGUGGAUAAUACUUUCUUAACAUGUUAUUACCAAACACCAUUAAAGUUAGGAGCAGAUAUUGUAGUAUACUCUGUGACAAAAUAUAUAAAUGGACAUUCAGAUGUUAUUAUGGGUGCAGCAAUUACAAGUAGAGAUGAUAUUGCUGAAAAAAUUAGAUUUUUACAAAAUGCUAUGGGUAUUGUUCCAUCACCUUUAGAUUGUUUCCUAGUUAAUCGCAGUUUAAAAACUCUGGAACUUAGAAUGCAGCAACACAUGAAAAAUGGAUUAGCUGUUGCAAAGUUUUUAGAAUCUCAUCCAUACGUAGAAAAAGUAAUACAUCCAUAUCUUCCCUCACAUCCACAAUACUCAGUUGCCCUUAAACAAACAUCUGGUCAUAGUGGAAUGGUUUCAUUUUAUCUAAAAGGUGACUCUUACAAAUUUCUAAAGGCAUUAAAAGUAUUUACAUUAGCAGAAUCACUUGGUGGUUAUGAAUCUCUUGCUGAGUUACCAUCUGUGAUGACUCACUCUUCGAUUCCUGAAGAAGUUAGAAUAUCAUCAGGCAUUAAUGAUCAGUUAAUUCGUUUGUCUGUUGGUCUUGAAACAGAACAAGAUAUUUUAGCUGACCUCGACUAUGCUCUUAAAGCUAGUCAAUGAAUAUAUUAACAUAGUGAAAAAUAUUAUAGUUUAAAACUAAUAGAAAAUUAUAUUGGUUGCAUAUAAUGCUUAACGUUUCAUCGUUACAAACCAAAGUUAAUCUAUUUUUAUGAAGAUUUAUUGCCAUUCAAAUUUUAACA
Eufriesea mexicana is the source of this 1429-nucleotide messenger RNA. It is a transcript of the gene Cth, whose product is annotated as Cystathionine gamma-lyase. NCBI's taxonomy places the organism in Eukaryota, Metazoa, Arthropoda, Insecta, Hymenoptera, Apidae. Gene Ontology annotation, cellular component: cytoplasm. Bases 132 to 1289 code for a protein of 385 amino acids. Gene Ontology annotation, molecular function: pyridoxal phosphate binding; cystathionine gamma-lyase activity. The record is from RefSeq and is a predicted model, not a curated record. Gene Ontology annotation, biological process: transsulfuration. The transcript has 8 exons.